CUCUCUCUCUCUCUCUCUCUCUCACUCUCUCACUCACUCACACGCUCCGGAUUAAAUUACGCACUGCACCUUUAAGAAGCUGUCAUCGGGAUUAGGGUUACGCACCGACCGGAGCGCUUUUACUCACAGAAGAGUUUCUGCCUCAUCCCGGACCGGACUCCGCCGUACCGGGACGCACUUCACGCCACAAGACAUGGCUGAGACCGGGAAAGGGGUCACCGCCGGGAAACUCGCCCUGAACGUCCAGAAGAGACUGAGCAGGGCGCAGGAGAAGGUCUUACAGAAGCUGGGUAAAGCAGAUGAGACACGGGAUACUGCCUUUGAGGAGCUUGUGUCCAACUUCAACAAGCAGAUGGCUGAAGGAACCAAAUUGCAGAAGGACCUGAAGGCCUACCUGGCAGCAGUCAAAGCGAUGCACGACGCAUCACGGCGGCUGCAGGACUGUCUAGCUGACAUGUACGAACCUGACUGGUUUGGAAAGGGGGAGAUGGACACGCUUGCCGAGGACACAGACACUCUGUGGUUGGACUAUCACCAGAACAUCACAGACAAAUCUCUGCUGUGUAUGGACACGUACCUGCUCCAGUUUCCUGAGAUCAAGGCUCGUCUAGCAAAGCGAGAGAGGAAGCUUGUGGACUUUGACAGCGCUCGCCAUCACUUCUCCUCCUUACAGAAGGGAAAGAAGAAGGAUGAAGCCAAGAUCGCCAAGCAAGCAGCACUGUUGGAGAUGGCGGCUCCCAGCUGGGCUCAGGGUUUGAUUUCUGCCCACCAGGUGGCUCAGACUAACCUCUCCUACAACCAGGCAGAGGAAGACCUGGGUCGAGCUCAGAAAAUCUUUGAGGAGCUGAACGUAGAGCUACAAGACGAGCUCCCGGCUCUGUGGGACAGUCGUGUUGGCGUCUAUGUUGGCACAUUCCAGAGCCUGGCCGGUCAGCAGGAGAAGUUCCACAGAGAGAUGAGCAGCCUCAGCCAGAACCUGAAUGACAUCAUGACCAAACUGGAGGAGCAGCGACAGCUCAAAAAAGAUGCUACUGCAGCAGCGCCAAAGAAAGGAGAGGGUGCAAAAAGCGAGGAAACAAAUCACAGCGAAUCAGCUGGCUCAGCACCAAAGAAACCCGCUCCUCCUCUCAGUCGACCUCCACCGAGACCGACGCCAUCUCCGGACCCCAAACAGCAGAACACCAGCCUGUCUGAAGACGAGGCCGUGGAGCCUGCGACUCUCACUAACCCAGACGACACAACACAGAGUUCAGCAACCGACAGCUCCAAUGGUGAACUUCCUCCAGGGUUCCUCUACAAGGUGAAAGCAGUACACGAGUACACUUCGACGGACAACGACGAGCUGGAGCUGAACAUCGGAGAUAUCGUGCUGGUUUUGGCUUUUGAAAACCCAGAUGAACAGGACGAUGGCUGGCUCCUGGGCUUGAAGGAGUCCCACUGGAUGCAGAAGAAAGACAUUUCAGCCAAAGGUGUUUUCCCUGAAAACUUCACCCAGAAGGUUUGAUGCGGUAAACAUUUUAACCCAGAUGUGUGAACUAAAAGACAACAUCUUGUAUGAAACAAAAUGAAUGAAAAUAGUGCCUGUAAGUGGAAAAUCCAAGUGAAAAGCUAUCAGACUCACUUUACCAUGACGUUUUAGUCAACUUGUAAACCCAGAAUAAAAUGUUUUGUUUUGGUUUGUCCUUCAAAAACAAAACCCACAUUUUCAGAUGUUUUUUUUUUUUGCAUAUCGGUCAGCCAUGCAUGUAAAAUGUACUGAAUAUCAAACUAUUUUCUGUUGUGCUUCAUUUUUUUUUAAUUUACUAUUUUUGGAGCCGUUCCUUGCAUGAAAUAUUAACAUAAUUCACUGCAACACCAGAUGACCGCAGAAUGAAUCUGACUGUCUGAAAGUUGCAGUUGUCCUGGUUCACAGCCGAGUGGAACGCCACAUCCAUCAGCACAGUUAAAGAAUCUGCUAAGACCUAUCAAAGAGAAGUAAUGUUUCUUGUAGAUUUAUCAAAGGGAACAGUAGUUUUAUUUUUUUCUAGCUCUGAUCAUGUUAAUGACAGCUUGAUAUGUGGCUUACAUUUUCUAAUGUGCAGGUGGUUUUAUUACUUCUCACCUAUUCACUGAAGAAUAAAAAUAUAAACCUUC
Messenger RNA from Nothobranchius furzeri (turquoise killifish), 2133 nucleotides. RefSeq names its product bridging integrator 1b (gene bin1b). Gene Ontology annotation, cellular component: cytoplasm; synaptic vesicle; plasma membrane. Gene Ontology annotation, molecular function: phospholipid binding; tau protein binding. Lineage: Eukaryota; Metazoa; Chordata; Actinopteri; Cyprinodontiformes; Nothobranchiidae. The record is from RefSeq and is a predicted model, not a curated record.